GCACCCAGUCAGUCAGAACCAGAGCCAGAGAAGGCUCCAUUGUGCCAUGCGCCUCUGCCCCCUCCUUCAGCAUUUGCAGAAAUGAGCGGUGAUCAUGCCCAGUCAUCUGCAAGCAGGGACUCAGAAGAAGGGGACAAAGAGGAUGAGUUUGGUUACAGCUGGAAAAAUAUCAGAGAACGUUAUGGGACUCUGGCCGGCGAGCUGCAUAUGAUUGAACUGGAGAAAGGUCGGAGUGGUUUGGGGCUAAGUCUUGCUGGGAACAAAGAUCGAUCCAGGAUGAGUGUCUUUAUAGUGGGGAUUGAUCCCAACGGAGCAGCUGGGAAAGAUGGUCGGUUGCAGAUUGCAGAUGAGCUUCUAGAGAUCAAUGGGCAAAUUUUAUAUGGACGAAGUCAUCAGAAUGCUUCCUCAAUCAUUAAAUGUGCCCCUUCUAAAGUGAAAAUAAUUUUCAUCAGGAAUAAAGAUGCAGUGAGUCAGAUGGCUGUGUGUCCUGGAAAUACAGUGGAAUCUUUGCCUUCUACCUCAGAGAACCUUCAAAAUAAGGAG
Messenger RNA from Myotis lucifugus (little brown bat), 543 nucleotides. RefSeq names its product multiple PDZ domain protein-like. The annotation marks the transcript as partial. NCBI's taxonomy places the organism in Eukaryota, Metazoa, Chordata, Mammalia, Chiroptera, Vespertilionidae. The transcript has 4 exons. The record is from RefSeq and is a predicted model, not a curated record. Gene Ontology annotation, molecular function: protein binding.